AUGAUGGAAUACGCACAAUAUCAACAGCCCCAAAACGCUCAACCACACAUUCAGACGGCAUAUCCUAGCUCUGCAGGUGGCAACAGCAUCACGUCUCCGUCGCCGCACAACCUUUCCCAAACAUCACCGAUACUUCCGUCGCAACAACACCAACCUUCUCCCACACAACCGCACAACAUGUAUCAGACUCAGUAUGCGGUACCCCAACAAAGCAUGCACUAUGGCAUGCCGGGGAUCCAGGCUGCGGCCAUGGCAGCGACUGCCGCUGCGUCGGGAUCUUCAUAUCCAUACAUGCCCUCGGAUCCCAGUCUGCAGCAGUCGCCAAGGAUGUCUGGCGUCAACGCAAAGAAGGAUGCCAGGCCGGGGCCACGGUCACCACAACAGAUGAACAAUAUCCCUCAACAACGACGACUCAGCCAGGUGGCAAGUCCCGGCGUGCCUAAUGCGUCAGCGAUGAUGAACCACGCAGGCCCUCGUCCAGGAGUUCCUCCCCCGAUGACGGCGGCGCAGCAGAUGCCGCCGCCUCAGUCGCCUGAGAUGCCGUCUGGUACCGUGGAAGAGUCACCCCUUUACGUCAAUGCGAAGCAGUUUCACCGGAUCCUAAAGCGCAGAGUGGCACGACAAAGAUUGGAGGAGGCGCUGCGGCUGACUAGUAAGGGCCGCAAGCCGUACCUCCACGAGUCGAGGCAUAACCACGCAAUGCGGCGGCCCCGUGGGCCUGGUGGUCGGUUCCUGACAGCCGAGGAGGUUGCGCAGAUUGAGAGAGAAAAGGCUGCAGCGGCAAGCGGAGAAGGCAAAACUGAAGGGACGGAGCAACCCGCAACGGCGAAGACGGCAACAGGCGCGACAAAGCGGAAAUCUGAAGGUACCUCCAACACGCCGUCCAAGAAGACGAAGAAGGCGGCAUCGAGCCCCGAGGAGGAGGAUGACGAUGACGAUUGA
Messenger RNA from Canariomyces notabilis, 942 nucleotides. RefSeq lists its product as uncharacterized. The transcript has a single exon. The record is from RefSeq and is a predicted model, not a curated record. Gene Ontology annotation, cellular component: CCAAT-binding factor complex. Gene Ontology annotation, molecular function: DNA-binding transcription factor activity, RNA polymerase II-specific. Gene Ontology annotation, biological process: regulation of transcription by RNA polymerase II. Bases 1 to 942 code for a protein of 313 amino acids. Lineage: Eukaryota; Fungi; Ascomycota; Sordariomycetes; Sordariales; Chaetomiaceae.